Messenger RNA from Cryptomeria japonica (Japanese cedar), 1937 nucleotides. RefSeq lists its product as uncharacterized. Bases 165 to 1937 code for a protein of 590 amino acids. The transcript is spliced from 4 exons. Gene Ontology annotation, molecular function: DNA binding. NCBI's taxonomy places the organism in Eukaryota, Viridiplantae, Streptophyta, Pinopsida, Cupressales, Cupressaceae. The record is from RefSeq and is a predicted model, not a curated record.
UUUCACAGGGACUCGCGGGCCCAGAAAAAACGCGCCCGUGGGGGUUAAAACCACUUUUUUUUUUCAUUUUUUGACUUCAAUUUGGGUUUUUUUUGGCUGGAGCAGGUUAGAAGGGUUUGGAGGAGUAGAGGGAAGAAGGAAAAAUCAGCAAGAGAGAUCUAGCAAUGGCAAGUUCAACUCCAAGGGCAACCCCAAGGUCAGGAAGACAAAGAGAUAAAGCUUGGAAAUAUGGGAUUGCAGGAAGCAAAAAGGGGGAGGUCACUUGCACCGAAUGCACAAGAUGGAUGACUGGUGGAAUCAAUAGAUUAAAAUACCACCUUGCACAAAUACCUGGAUAUGGUGUGGAGGCAUGCCCCAAAUCAACUCCUGAAAUUAUUAGAGAGAUGAAGGCCAUUCUUGCUGAGAAUGAUAUGCAUAAGGAAGAAAGGCAAAAACCAAGAGAAGCCAUAGCAGCUGCAAUGAAUCCCACAUUGUCCACUUCGGGUCCCAUUGGUCAUAGUCGGGGUCGUCUGUCACUUUCAUCUUUUGGUGACAAUGAGGGUGAGGCUAGUGGCACUCCUGUUAGAUCAGACCCUAAUUUUUUUGUACCACGCAAUGUUCCAGGUGCACAACCUUCACUUGAAGGUACAGGAUGGAAUAAAGAGAAGCAUGAACAAGCACGGAUAGCAGCUUCAAACUUUUGGUUUUACAAUAAUCUAUCUUUCAAUGCAGCAAACAAUGUGUAUUGGGAAAGUUUUGUUAAUGCAUGUACAGUGGCGGGUAAGGGGUUUAAGGCCCCAACAGGUCAUGACUUCAGUGGGCCAUUGCUAGAGAAAGCUGUGAAAAAUACAGAAGGUGUGGUUGAUGAUCAGAAAAGGUAUUGGAAGAGAAAAGGAUGCAGCAUUUUAUCUGAUGGAUGGACAGAUGGACGGAAUAGGACUCUUCUCAACUUCUUGGUGGCUUCAAAUGGUGCAAUGGUAUUCAUAAAGUCUGUUGAUGCCUCAAAUGAAAUAAAAAAUGCAGAGACUUUGUGUAAUCUGUUGGAUGGUGUGGUUCGAGAAGUUGGAGUUGAGAAUGUUGUCCAAAUUAUCACGGACAACGCAGCUGCAUAUGUAUCUGCAGGUAGAAUGCUUAUGCAGAGGCAUCCUUCGAUUACAUGGAGUCCUUGUGCUGCACAUUGCUUGGACUUGGUGCUAGAGGACAUUGGGAAGAUUGGAUGGGUGAAGAAGGUGGUUGAAGAUGCAAAAAGUGUCACCAAAUUCAUCUACAACCAUACUUGGGUGCUUGCUUUGAUGAGAAAAUACACAAAUGGCAAGGACCUUGUGCGACCUGGAGUGACACGAUUUGCUAGCCACUUCAUCACUUUGCAGAGCAUUCUUAGUGCCAUUCCUCAUCUUAAGCAGAUGUUUGUGUCAGAUGCUUGGUUGGGGUCUGCAUACUCCAAAAGACCUGAAGCAGAGAAGAUUGUGACCAUUGUUUUUGAUGAUGGGUUCAAUAAAAGUGGAGAGGAGUUGACUGCGGUGACAGAACCUUUGGUGAGGGUUCUUCGUAUGGUGGAUGGAGAGGGCAUGCCAAUGGGUUUCAUUUAUGAGGCCAUGGAUAGGGCCAAAGAGGCCAUUUCACAUUACUAUCGUGGAAAUGCAAGAAAAUGUGAAAUCUUUUGGCGCAUCAUUGAUCGUAGGUGGACAAACCAACUCCACCAACCGAUACAUGCCUUCGCCUACUUUUUGAACCCGAAAUUCUACUUCUCUGAUUCAUUUAGGGCUGAUGAGGAGGUCAUGGCAGGUGUUAUUACAUGCAUUGAUAAGAUGACACCUGAUCCUGAGUUGAGAGACAAGGUUCUUGAUGAGUUGGAGAUCUACAAAAGUGCAGAGGGGAGACUCUUCUCAUCACAACUAGCAAUUGAUAGGAGAGGAAAACAACAACCAGGUAAAACAUUUAGUAACUUAGUUCAAUAG